Messenger RNA from Paramecium octaurelia, 720 nucleotides. NCBI's taxonomy places the organism in Eukaryota, Ciliophora, Oligohymenophorea, Peniculida, Parameciidae. The record is from the annotation of a GenBank genome assembly.
AUGUAAAAUUUUAAAAGAGUUGUUAUUUUAUUAUCUAAAACUUCUGGAAGAGACAAAGUAAGUAUUGAAUAAAUUAUUAUUUGAUUAGUCUUGUAGAAUUUUACAAUAUUUUGGUAAAUUUUGUGCAGAAUAAUUGAAGGAAUUGAAAUAAGAUGAAUUAUCAUUAAAGUGCAAAAAUUUAAGCUCAAACAUGAGUUUAACAAGGAAAGUCUUAAGAUUUGGAAGAACAAUUGGAAUCAUUAUUUCGAUUAUGGAAUUAUCGAAAUAAAAAGGAAAUAAAGCAAUCAUUCUCAAUAAAAUAUUGAUGAACAUCUCUUGCUUCCUUUAUUUCCUUGUUGAUCAUACUCAUUGGUUUUGUAAAGUAAAUUCAUUAUUUAACUUAGAUUUAAGUGAUACAAAACCCAUAACUCGAAGCUAAAGCUGAUUAUUGGAGUGACGCACUUUGGUGCUUUGAGGCGUUCUUUGAUUGCGUGGCAUUAAUUUUAGAAAUUAGAGAAGAAGAAAAUAAAAGUUAAGAUUCAAAGUCACCCCAACGUCUUUUCAAUCUCAAAUUGGACCUAUUAAGAGCCUUUAUGGACUUGUUGGUAUCUAUAAUAUUUUAACUAUGAGAGUGCUUAUGGAUUUAUCAGUAAUGGAAGAGUGCCAGGCAAAUGGAUUGGUUUCUUUGGAACCAUUAGCUCAAUUAUUGGACUUAAAUAACAAUGGGAUGCCGCAAAGUGA